AUGCGCUACGCUACGCUCUCCGCGGCCUUCCUGGCCACCGCCACGUCGACCCUCGCCAGCCCCAUGUUCCAGGAGCUGGCGCUGCGCCAGGGCGGCGACGCCAACGGCCUGCUCGACAACCUGCGCAGCAACAACCUCACCAAGCUCGCCGACGUGCUCGCCAACAACACGGCCGUGACCGACGCCAUCAUGGCCGACGACUCGGCAAAGUACUUCCUCGCGCCCAACGACGACGCCGUCACGGCGCUGCCCACCUGGGUCACGGGCAACAGCUCCAUCCUCGAGGCCACGCUGCUCCAGCACGUCCUCCGCGGCGAGUUCAACGCCGACCAGUUCAACAGCUUCCCCCUGCACACCCUCGGACACUCGCUCCUCACCAACCAGGAAUACUCGAAGCUGCCCGGCGGCGCCGGUCAGGCCCUCGCCCUCGCCAAGACCGAGCAGGGCUCCAUCGUUUCCGAGGCCGUCAACAACGACAGCUUCGUCGGAUCGCCCAUCAACUACAACAGCAUCACCAUCCAGCCCAUCAGCCACGCCGUCACCGUCCCCGGCUCGCUCCUCGAGACGCUUGACUACCUCAAGUACGGCGGCCUCCUGCAGGCCGUUGCCGGCGUCAACAACGGCAGCCUGGCCCAGCAGCUCAACUCGCUCUCCGGCAUCACCGUCUUUGCUCCCUCGAACAAGGCCAUCGCGGCGUUCCUUGCCUCGAAGCCCAACGCUUCGGACCUGCCCGCCGUCCUCGGCCAGCACGUCGUCGCCAACCGCGUCCUCUACUCGCCCCUGCUGAUCGACCAGGGAGCCGUCAUCUCGACCUCGGGACAGGACAUCAAGUUUGACAACGGCGCCGGCACCGUGACCGUCGACGGCAAGUCGGCCAAGAUCCUCCAGACCGACAUCAUCUGCGCCAACGGCGUCAUCCACCAGAUCGACACCGUCCUCGCAUCCAACAAGCUCGACGAGGCGCGCGCCAAGCAGGCAGCCGACUCGGCCCAGGCCGCCAUCGACGGUGACCGCGCCAAGUCGAUCGCCGGCCCCGUCACCGGAACCAAUGCCAUCACCUCGCAGGGCACCAACGUCCCCGCCGCCCAGGACGGCUCCGACGCCAACAAGUCGGCCGACCAGAACCAGUCCGGCGCCGGUACCGGCCAGAGCGAGACGGGCGUCGGCAGCAACGGCGAGGCCCUCAACGCACAGAACACCGGCCCCAACGCUAGCAACUUCACCCUCGGCGACAUCGCCGGUGCCGCCGGUGCCGCCGGUGCUGCUGGUGCUGCUGGAGCUGCCGGUGCCGCUGGCGCUGCUGGCUCCGGCAACGGCGGUGACGCCAACGGAAACGGCCAGAACGGUUCCAACGGCAACGGCGGUGACGCUGGCGCCAACGGCCAGAACGGCGGCAACGGCAACGGUGGCAACGGAGGCGAGCAGAACGGACAGAACGGUGGCAACGGCAACGGCCAGAACGGCGGAAACGGCGGCAAUGGCCAGAACGGCCAGAACGGCGGCAACGGCCAGACUGGCAACCAGAACGCCGGCCAGGGCGAGAACUCGGGUGCCCAGCUCACCAUGUCGGCGUUCGGCUUCGGUCUCGCUGCCAUCGUCGCCACCUUCGUCACUCUUUAG
Molecule: messenger RNA, 1620 nt
Organism: Pseudozyma flocculosa PF-1
Lineage: Eukaryota; Fungi; Basidiomycota; Ustilaginomycetes; Ustilaginales; Ustilaginaceae
Exons: 1
Coding region: 1-1620 (539 amino acids)
Biological process (GO): macroautophagy
Cellular component (GO): fungal-type vacuole membrane
Source: RefSeq, a predicted model, not a curated record